Podarcis raffonei (Aeolian wall lizard) is the source of this 5973-nucleotide messenger RNA. It is a transcript of the gene TMTC4, whose product is annotated as transmembrane O-mannosyltransferase targeting cadherins 4. Lineage: Eukaryota; Metazoa; Chordata; Lepidosauria; Squamata; Lacertidae. Gene Ontology annotation, biological process: protein O-linked glycosylation via mannose; endoplasmic reticulum unfolded protein response. Gene Ontology annotation, molecular function: mannosyltransferase activity; protein binding. The record is from RefSeq and is a predicted model, not a curated record. Gene Ontology annotation, cellular component: endoplasmic reticulum. The transcript is spliced from 18 exons. Bases 194 to 2416 code for a protein of 740 amino acids.
GAUCUUUCGGGAGUGGAGAGGCACGGCGGCUCCUCCCCCGGCCCGGCCCAUCCCGCGGCCCCGCGGCUUCAGCAGGAGAGCGCGGAUCAGAGUUGCGCGCUCGGGUGGGAGAUGCCGCUCGGGCUCCUUCUAGCUGCAGAUUUGCAACCAUCAUAAUGUUGGCACUCCAAAUUUUGGACAAGUAUCGUACAGAAUGGCACAGGCAGACAGUAACCUGGACCAUGACAUACCACUACUGCCCCUUCCAGCACACUGGGCCAAAAGUGUUGUGGGACUCCUUUCCUUCAUCUGCUUUGCAAACAGCUACAAUGGGGACUUUGUCUUUGAUGACUCCGAAGCUAUAAUCAAUAAUAAGGACCUCAGGGCAGAAACCCCACUUGGUGAACUGUGGCAUCAUGACUUUUGGGGGAGCAAACUCAGUAGCAAUACCAGCCAUAAAUCUUACCGACCGCUUACUGUAUUAACUUUCAGGAUUAAUUACCUUUUAGCUGGAGGCUUCUACCCAUUGGGCUUUCAUGUCGUCAAUAUAAUACUCCAUUGUGCUAUCUCUGUCUUAAUUGUUGAUGUCUUCUCAAUAUUAUUGGGUGGGCUGCAGUACACCAGUAAAGGAAGAAGGCUAAACUUUGUCCCCAAAUCAUCCCUGCUCGCGGCUUUGCUGUUUGCUGUACAUCCAGUGCACACUGAAUGUAUCGCUGGGAUUGUUGGCAGAGCAGACCUGCUGUGCGCCCUGUUCUUUUUAUUGUCUUUCCUUGGCUACUGCAAGGCGUUUAGAGAAAGUAAAGAAGGAGCCCAAUUUUCUACUGCCUGGGUCUUACUGAGCGUCCUACUAGGAGCUCUAGCCAUGCUGUGUAAAGAACAAGGAAUCACAAUACUGGGUUUGAACGCUCUUUUUGAUGCUGUGAUGAUUAACAAGCUCAAUAUUUUGGAAGUUCUUUUGAAGAUACUGCGCAAGGACAAGUCGCUGGAGAGUCUAGUGGUGUUUAGAAAAGGACUUCUGUUCAGGAUGACUCUUCUGUUAUCUGGGGGAGCCACCAUGCUGUAUGUGCGCUGGCGGAUUAUGGGCACAGGACCACCGGCAUUUACUGAAGUGGAUAACCCAGCUUCAUUCGCAGACAGUAUAUUUGUGAGGGCUAUAAACUAUAAUUACUACUAUUCGUUGAAUGCAUGGUUGCUGCUGUGUCCCUGGUGGCUGUGUUUUGAUUGGUCAAUGGGCUGCGUGCCCCUUAUUAAAUCAGUCAGUGACUGGAGAAUAAUUGCACUAGCAGUUCUUUGGUUCUGCCUAAUUGCUCUGAUGUGCCAAGCCUUGUGCUCUGAAGACAGCCAGAAGAGAAGAAUCCUGACAUUGGGUUUGGGAUUUCUCAUCAUCCCUUUCCUUCCUGCAAGCAAUCUGUUCUUUCGAGUUGGAUUUGUUGUUGCAGAAAGAGUAACCUACCUCCCAAGUAUUGGCUAUUGCAUGCUGAUUACAUACGGAUUCAGUCUAUUGAGCAGACAAGCUAAAAAAAAGAAAUUUCUUGUUGCUGCUCUGCUGGGCCUCUUGUUGGUAAAUGUGUGGCGUUGCGUUAUCCGCAGUAACCAGUGGAGAUCUGAAGAACAACUUUUUAGGAGUGCUUUGUCUGUGUGUCCACUGAAUGCAAAAGUUCAUUAUAAUGUUGGCAAAAACCUGGCUGAUAAAGGCAACCAAACAGCUGCAAUCAACUAUUACAGGGAAGCUGUCAGAUUGAAUCCUAAAUAUGUGCACGCUAUGAACAACCUGGGAAAUAUCUUGAAAGAAAGGAAUGAACUCCAUGAAGCUGAAGAGCUGCUGUCAUUAGCUGUACAAAUACAGCCUGAUUUUGCAGCGGCAUGGAUGAAUCUGGGAAUAGUGCAGAAUAGCUUAAGGAGGUAUGGAGAAGCAGAGCAGAGCUACUGGACUGCAAUUAGACACCGGAAAAAAUACCCAGAUUGUUACUAUAAUUUAGGACGUUUGUAUGCUGACCUCAAUCGCCACAUAGAUGCAUUGAAUGCAUGGAGGAAUGCCACUGUUCUGAAACCACAACACAGUUUGGCUUGGAACAACAUGAUUAUAUUGCUUGAUAAUACAGGUAACUUAGCACAAGCUGAAGCUGUUGGAAGAGAGGCUUUGGAGUUAAUUCCCAAUGAUCAUUCUCUUAUGUUUUCACUGGCAAAUGUAUUGGGGAAAUCACAGAAAUAUAAGGAAUCUGAAGCUUUGUUCCACAAGGCAAUUAAAGCCAAUCCAACUGCAGCCAGUUACCAUGGUAAUUUGGCUGUGCUGUACCAUCGCUGGGGAAAUCUUGACUUAGCCAAGAAACACUAUGAAAUCUCUCUGAAGCUUGACCCCACAGCAGCUGGGACCAGGGAAAACUAUAGUCUUUUAAAAAGGAAACUGGACCAACUGAAAAAAAAAGGCGAUGUCUGAGGUUUCUUCUCAGGCUUUGAAUGCGUACUGCAUACCAUUUAUUAGCAACAUGGCUACUAAUCACCAGGGAGAAGCAUUCAGUCAUACUGUCAUUUAAAAAACCACAACAAUAACCCAAUAAUUAUAGCACCAGCAACAAAUACUCAAAAUGUUUCAUGAAGUCUAGUGGCAGAAGUAAAUUUCUUUACAAAAAAUAAAAAGCAAUGCUGGUUUUGAAAUUUUCAUUUGGAGAACUGAAAGGUUUGUAUUUAUGCUUUCAGCUUUUUGACCCAGUUUCAAAACCUGUUGAAUAUUUGCAUUCUUAUACUCGGAGCACUUGUGCUGGUAGGGGCAACUUAUUCAAAUAAAAAGGACAUAUUCAAAAUGCAUGUGGCAGUGGAGUAUGAAUGUACCACAGUAUAAUUAUGUGGAAAAGAAAUAUAAUUUAUUUUGCCCUUGCAUACAUCUUACUGAUGCAGGAAUUCUGAUGCAGCGUUGGUAUGAAACGUGGCCCAGUGAAUUACCGAGAGCACAAAUGUUGGUUCAUUAAUCUUUGGAGAGGCCAUGCUUCAGAAACAUGGGGGAGGGUGUUUGUUCUUCUGGCAGGGUUUGCGCAAUACACUGCUAAUAUACUUGGUAAGAACAGGAUAGAAUGAACUAUUUUCAACAAUUUAUGGUGAAUUGAGGAUUGAAGUUGAAUUCAAAUUGUUUUUAGAUUCAGAAUCUAUCCUUAGUUGCUGUUGUACAGCUUAAAGGUAGUGACUUGAAUGGUCAAGCAUCCCAAAGUAACCGUCAAGAGUACUUUAAACUGUAAAGCCUUUCAUGUUUGGUAGUUUGCCCAGAAUCUUGUAAUGCUUCAGCUGGGCAGUGGUUAUUACAUUUUUAGAUGUUUGAUUAGGUUUUAAUCUGCUGUCUUGUUGGUAGCAGCUUUCAUUAGGGUAUCAGUAGCUGAAAUCCAAGUGGCAUAUGAAGGGUUCUUCAGUCUUCUCUGGGGAUGAUAGCAGACUUAAAUUUUUCUCUGUGGGUUAAUAAUUUCUUAAAGAAGUAACAGCCCAGUUAACAUGUUCUAAAAUCCUUUACAUGGAACAUCCCUAAGGGCGCAGCCAAGUGCAGGAAGAAAUGUCUGAUCUGGGCCAUGGUAGCCUAAAGUAGUAAAGAGAUGUGGUUGCGACAUCUUUAUUGGCAAAGAAAGGAUUUAUGUCAACAUUGCACCCUAGAUGCAAUGUUGAGAUAUCCACCUGUGUAAUCUUGACAGUCCCAGAUAAACUAUUGUUUUCCAGCUUUAGGGAUUGCCUAAAGACCAUUAACAGACAGGUACAGUUCACCUAAAAAUCAAUGAUAGCAUAUCAGAAAAAGAUCUGUUCUUCCAUACUUCAAUUGAUUCUUGCUGCAGAUUGGAUUUUCCAGGAGCAAAGUCAAAAUCAAAUGUUGUCCUUUUUUGUCCUGCUACGUAUAUUGUGCAAGACAGAUAUUGCUGCAUUAGAAUCCUUCCCAUAUAGAGCAUAUUUCUCAGAAUGGAAAGAUCAGAAUUGAGUUUCAAAAAAGAAAACUCUUCAUACAAUAUAUGUACCAGUUGGUGCACUUAGCUUUGGCAGCUAUCUUGUUAUGGAUUCAGUACCACCCCUAAAACACGGAUGCACAUGGACCCAAUCUAGCCCUUAUAGCUGGAGACAAAGAUCCAACCACUGGACAGCAUGCACAUCCUGAAUUGAUUAGGAUUUGCAACUGCUCCCAGUAUGUUCUAAAUGUAUCAGUCCCUUGAAUAAAAUAGUUUUAACUGUUGUAAUACACAGGAUGCUGACAGUCUUGCUAUAUGGAAUAUUAUAAAAUAAUGUGAAUGACCCCAAUAAGAACAUGGUGUUGAUGUAUUUAUACAUACACAAGAAAAAAGUGUACAAACUAUAAAUAGAAAUCAUUUCCACUGGUUGUUUUAUGUUUUGUUUUUUAAUGAUUCAGCAAUUUCCUCUAACAUGCAGUGCUUACAGACCAUUUUCUCAGAUGGGAUAAGAUUUUAAUAAUAGUUCUAUGUUUGAAUAUUGUUGAUGUCUGAUGUAAUUAAUUGUCUGAUUCAUUACUAUUGCCUGCAGUUUACAUACGAUACUUAUCCCUGUUGGCCUGCACUAUUUGUUUGGUAUGAACAUAGUGAGUUAAUAUUUUAUGUAGAGCAUGAAACAUUUCUUUAAAUUUACUUUUUUUGUUAACAGCCUGGAAAUGUUUGGAUCUCCUGAUUUGAAAGCAUAUGUAAAAUAGAUCAGCAUUUUCUAGACUUUUGUUGGUAUAAUAAUACUUGAAAUUAACAUGUCUCCUAGCUGUCAGCUCUGUCAUGUGAAUGUAACUACAAAACAUUGCCUAGGCAAACUUUUUUAAUAGUGUCCUAAAGGCUACUUCACGUAUUAUGCAGAGGCAAUCUUAGCUAUACAACCAAGCCUAAACUUGACAUGGAGCUGCAACCAACUCUGACAAAUGUAGUAUGUUGUUACAUUCAUAUGUGGCAUUUUUCCGUGUAUGCUUAUGGCAUAUUGUGUGUAUAUGUAUUUUUGGGAGGGCAGAACGGUGAUGUGUGAAGUGAUCCUACUUUUGAAAAUGAUAAUUAAAUGUCAUACAGAUUGCUAUAAUUCAGUUUUAGAAAUUUAUUUUAAAUUUAGAAACAUUAUAAAAAGGCUUUAAAAAAUAUACAGUAGUAAAUGGCUAAGUCACACAAAGAGUAAACCCACUGUAAUCAAGGUGGUUAGUUAGUUAUGACUACAAAUCCAUUGAUUUUAAUGGUACUAUUCUAACUUAGUCAGAUACCACCCAUAAGAAGAAGAAAAUUUCAGUCUCUUCCUACCACCCCUGCUAUACGCUUAGCAAAGGCAUACAUGUCUCUUAACAUUCAAAAGCCAUGAAUGCAAAAGUGAGCUGUGUGCUGUUUUAGGCUGCUGGGCUGAUGUAUUCAACAUAGUUUGAUCCUCUGCAUCCCAGUUCAAUUCAACUCAACUGCAUGUCACCACAGUACUUAGGAUUACAUGUAAAGUGGCAAUCCUAGACAUACUUGCCUAGGAGUAAGUCCAGUGGAACUUCCUUCUGAGUAAACAGAUGUAGAAUGGGGCUGUGGGAAUAUUAAUUGUUUGGAAAGCUGGAACCGGAUCUUUUGAAACUGUAGUGCAAAUUCUGAGGUUAAAGUUCUUUUGAAAAUAGUGAAUAAGCAGUGACUGCUGCCUACUAAAUCUACUUACUAAAAAGUGGAGUGUACAGAAGAUUGUUUCAUUUCUGUGAUACAAGGUUUGUCAUAAGCAUCUACACUUUUGUAAGCACAAACAAGUAUGGGCUUUAUACUGAAAUAAUUGUUUUAGAACUCAACAAAAGAUUUGUAGCCAAUUUGGUGAUAUGUCCAAUGAAUGUCAGCCUCUGAUGUAUUAUAAAUUUCUUCGGGGCCUAUUAAACUGUAUGGCAUAAUAAAAAGUGAGAACUUUGAAGACAAUGGGUAGCAACUGAUGUUAUAGUUGGAUUAGUUCUUGAUAAUGACAUUGAAUUUUAAUGAAUACAUUACAGUUUCUUUUAUAAGACAACAUUUGUAAUAAAACCUCAUCUGUUCUUUG